Messenger RNA from Asterias rubens (European starfish), 5332 nucleotides. Its product is annotated as UDP-glucose:glycoprotein glucosyltransferase 1-like. Gene Ontology annotation, cellular component: endoplasmic reticulum. Lineage: Eukaryota; Metazoa; Echinodermata; Asteroidea; Forcipulatida; Asteriidae. Bases 1 to 4617 code for a protein of 1538 amino acids. The record is from RefSeq and is a predicted model, not a curated record. Gene Ontology annotation, molecular function: UDP-glucose:glycoprotein glucosyltransferase activity. The transcript is spliced from 36 exons.
AUGGCGGCCUCCAUAGAUGGUAUGGCCAUUUUCAAAGCCUGCUCAGCUCUGUUGCUAGUCUUGCUGCAGCCGUCGUGUAUCACGGCCAUCAAGUCUAAGCCCAUUACAGUGUCACUACAGGCUAAAUGGCCAGCCACACCGCUGGUGUCGGAGGCUAGUGAGUUUCUGGCAGAGAAAGGGGAGAACAGCUUCUGGUCGUUUGUUGACUCACUGUCCGAGCUUAAGGCAGCCGAUGUUGGGGAGACAGACGAGAGUAACUAUGCCUUUGUGUUGAAGUUUGCCGGUCGUCUCCUGAGUGACACCGAGACGGACCUACUCAAGCUGACGUUGUCCAUUCACUCGCAUUCACCAAGGAUAGAAAUGUUCAAUCAGAUUGCUCAAGACCUGCCGCCACCACAAGGAUGUGAUACAUUUGUUGAUGUCCAUGGUGAUAUAACCUGUUCAUUGAAGGAAUUGGAUAAACUUAUUAGUUCGGCAAACGAUAGACCCAAGCCAAAUGUUUACAAAGUGGAUCACAGCUAUCCUGGAUCUGAAAACAACCCAGUCGUGGUGAUUCUGUACGGACAUAUCGGCAACCUGGAUUCGCAGAUGAAACACUUUCACAAACAACUUAAGAAAUCGGCCAAUGCUGGAACUGUGCAAUAUGUCCUGAGACAUUAUGUAAAGGACAAGUCUAAAAGGCAAGUUCGCCUGUCGGGCUACGGUGUAGAGCUAGCCAUAAAGAGCACCGAGUACAAAGCUGUAGAUGACACGGAGGUCAAAGAGGGAGGGAGCCAAUCACACGACGAGGAUGACAAUGCUCCAGAUGAAGUACAGGGGUUCGUCUUCUCAAAACUCAAGGAGUUACACCCAGACUUAAUGGAUAACCUUAACAGUUUCCGUACCUCACUCUUGGAGAGCACCAGGAAAAUGGUUCCACUAAAAGCAUGGCAGCUACAAACCAUUUCAUUCCAAGCGGCUCAACGAGUGUUGUCCACUCCGGUCGGUAACGCCCUCGGGGUUCUCAGGGACAUCAGUCAGAACUUCCCGAUACUCGCCAGCUCACUGGUCAAGACACAGGUCAAAGACGAGGUCAAGAGAGAGAUCACAGAAAACCAAAAGGUGUUUGAAGUGAAUUAUGGAACUGCACCAGGAGAUACGGUUAUGAUGCUGAAUGGUCUCAUCAUUGAUACUGAUGUCGCAGAACCCUUCUUGCUGCUUGAACUCCUUCGUUCAGAGAGCCGCAUGCUGGGCGGACUUCAUUCCCUCGGAGCUAGCGGUGAAGCUGCUACCCAGCUGAUGAUGGUACAGGUCGCUUCUCAAGAUAGUACGUACGCAGUGGACAUCAGGGACAACGGCAUCUUGUAUAUGAAUGAUCUGGAGAAGGAUGAUCGCUAUUCUCACUGGCCGGGAAAUAUUCAGGAAUUCCUCCGACCGAUGUUCCCUGGAAUGCUUCGUCAAAUGCGCAAAAAUGUCUUUCAUUUGAUCUUCAUGUUCGACCCGACGCAGUCUAGUUCCCUACAGCUUCUCCAGCAGGUGGAAAUGUUCGUUCACAACGAUGUUCCGAUUAGGGUGGGGCUGGUGUUUGUCGUUAACAACGAUGACGAUGUGGAUGGGAGAGAAGACGUGGGCGUCGGCAUUAUGAGGGCGUUCAACUUUGCUACGAUAGACAGAGGAUCUGUUGGCGCAUUGGAUCUUCUCGUUAAGGUUCUAACCAAGGCUGAUGAGGAUGAGGUGACUAUGGAGAAUCUGAUGACUGUCUUCAAUAAGAUGUUCCCUGGGGAAGAUCUGGAGGACGUCUUCGGCCCAGGGGGCGACUACGAUGAUAGGCGACAGGAUGGAAAGACAUAUUUUGACAGGACUGGGCUUGGUUCCUUACCUCAGGUGAUGAUGAAUGGAGUGCCUUACUCAAGUAAACAGUUGCAGCCUGAAGAGUUUGAAGAAAGCGUUGUGACUUCAGUGCUUACUGCCACACCUGACAUACAGAGGGCGGUAUACAGGGGUAAGAUAACUGAUCGGACAGUAAUGGUAGAUUAUUUGAUGACGCAGGCGAAUGUGAUGCCACGCCUUAAUCCACGAAUCCUCUCUGCUGAUACAAAGCUCUUGGAUCUUACCGCAAAACCAGUCGAUACUUCAAGUCUGACUUUGACCACCUUUCAAAGUCUGAGUAGAAAUGAAAAAGUGGCGUCCAUCACCAACUCUAUGAAGUAUCUCACUAAGAGAGAUGAUGUUAGUCUGCGCCCUGUUAGCAUGUGGAUUGUAUGUGACUUGGAAACCGCAGAAGGCAGGACCCUGUUCAGCAAUGCCGUCAAAUACAUGAAAACCUCCAACGCUGUCCGCAUCGGGCUGAUCUCUAACGCAGACACAACUGGUAAAGGCUCCCAGUGGCUCGCUAGAGCCGUCCAAGCGGCCCUUCAGACCCAGUCUCGGAAUCACGCCAAGCUCUUCGUCCAGAAACUCAUCAAAGAGGAGAACUAUCUCAGUAUGGACCGUGGAGACACUAAAGUCCAGGAUUACGAAGUCAAUGGAAUGAACAUGGAAGACUUUUUGAAACAGUUUGAGGACAAGAAAGCCAACUUCCUGAAGAUCCAGAGAUCAUUUUGUGAGAAUGUUCUAAACUUGCUGCCUGGACAGAGGGCCAUCAUUGCUAAUGGAAGGGUCUUUGGGCCAUUAUCUGAAGAUGAGCAUUUUAAAGAAGACGACUUUGUCCUUGCUGAGAAGUUAAUUUUACAGACAUCGGCAGCGAACAUCAAAUCCAAGAUGGAGAAACUCUCGUCUCAUUUCAGCACCUCAGGGGAUUCCUUGAGUGAUCUGACCCUUAAGGUCGAUGCCCUUCUAGCCUCCAACUCUAGACAGGAAGGUCGUAAAGAGGUCGUCUUCUGGAAGGACAAACACAGUGUGGUAGAUAUUCCCCCUCGCCACCCAGACAAGCCCAGUUUUGACAUUGUGGCCGUCAUGGACCCGCUGAGUCCCCAGGCACAGAAGUGGAGUCACAUCUUGAUGGUCCUGACGCAGGUCAUCAAUGUCAAGGUCAAGGUCUUCAUGAACCCUAAGGAUAUGCUCUCUGAGAUGCCACUCAAGAGAUUUUAUCGCUAUGUUCUUCAGCCGGAGUUGUCAUUCAGGGUGGACAGUAGUUUAACAGCGGGACCGUUUGCCAAGUUCACCGACAUGCCCCCAGACACCCUCUUGACCCUUAACCUAUUGACCCCUGAGAGCUGGUUGGUAGAGUCUGUUAAGACGGCUCAUGACCUGGACAACAUCAAACUCAGUGAGACGGAGACCGGUAUCCAUGGUGAUUACGAGUUGGAGUACAUCCUGGUGGAAGGACAUUGUUUUGAUCAACUCAGCGGCCAACCACCGAGGGGACUUCAGUUUACUCUCGGCAACAAGCAACGGCCAGUCACGCAAGAUACUAUCGUCAUGGCGAACUUGGGUUAUUUCCAGUUGAAGGCCAACCCUGGAGCCUGGAUGCUCAGACUGAGACAGGGAAGAUCAGCUGACAUCUUCCAGGUCACAGGUCAUGAGGGACUGGAUUCACAACCUGGUGACGAUAACGCUAUUGUCAUUAUGGACAGCUUCAAGAGUAAAAUCAUUAAAAUUAAGGUGAGCAAGCAACCAGGUAAAGAGUCCGAGACUCUCUUAUCGGACUCAGGAACUGAGAGAGUAGCUGGAGGGAUAUGGGACUCAUUGUCAAGUUUCUUUUCUAGUUUUACUGGUUCCGGCAGUAAGGACACUGAGACCGAACAAGACAAGACGUUGAACAUCUUCUCCAUUGCAUCAGGACAUCUUUACGAGCGCUUCCUAAGGAUCAUGAUGAUGAGUGUUCUCAAACACACCAAGUCACCAGUCAAGUUCUGGUUCCUCAAAAACUAUCUUUCUCCAACAUUCAAGGAGUUCAUCCCAAGCAUGGCAGCAGAGUACGGGUUUGAGUAUGAACUGGUUCAGUACAAAUGGCCUCGUUGGCUUCACCAGCAGACUGAGAAACAGCGUCUUAUAUGGGGGUACAAAAUUUUGUUUCUAGACGUACUCUUCCCUCUCAACAUCAAGAAGAUCAUAUUUGUCGAUGCCGAUCAGAUCGUACGGGCCGACCUUCAGGAGCUGGCUAACCUUAACCUCCAGGGGGCGCCCUACGGAUACACGCCAUUCUGCUCAAGCCGUAAGGAGAUGGACGGGUUCAGGUUCUGGAAGUCGGGCUACUGGGCGAGCCAUCUGGCUGGACGCAAAUAUCACAUCAGUGCGUUGUACGUUGUUGACUUAGUGAAGUUCCGUAAGAUCGCUGCUGGAGAUCGAUUGCGUGGACAAUACCAAGCCCUGAGCCAAGAUCCCAACAGUCUCUCCAAUUUAGAUCAGGAUUUGCCGAACAACAUGAUCCAUCAAGUGGCAAUCCAUUCCUUGCCUCAGGAAUGGUUAUGGUGUGAGACAUGGUGCAGCGACUCUGAAAAAACAACCGCUAAGACUAUCGAUUUGUGCAACAAUCCUCUAACCAAGGAACCCAAACUUCAUAGUGCCGUACGAAUCGUUCCUGAGUGGACCGAUUAUGAUAAUGAGAUCAAAGCUCUACAAGAAAGGGUUGCUCAGAAUUCAUCAAACAAAAGCAAACAAAGUGAUAUUAAAACAGACGAGCAUAGCGAGUUAUGAUGAUGGCUUCAGAUUAGAUGUACUAUAAUGAUUGUUAUCCGCUCCGUACGCAGCCAGCAGAGGGCGCUCUUGCAAGAAGACAGCAACUAUCGUUUUAAACGCCAACUGCCAAACAACUGAUACUAAGUCUCAUUUUAGGUCGACACACACAAUGAGCUGUUUCACACCUGUCCCUCGUCGGCCAUCCCGGAUACUGAGCUUUGACACACCCAAGGUCAAAGGUGAGGAAGAAAAAGCCUGACCUCUGAGGUUUUGUUUGAACAUUUUUUUUUUCUGAUAUGUUAAAUCAUGUGUGAGUAUUCCAAGUGUUGCAUUUUUAAAGGUACUUUGUAGAAACGGGGAAAUGUAGAACAAAAGUUAGAGGUUAGGAACAACAGUCCUUUAUCAUGCUGUCACCAUCUUGGUCAUGUUCCCUGUUUCCAAUAACAGUAAUGAAUGGCAAUAUUCAUUGCACAAACAUGGCACCAGACUGUUUUUUCGUCCAGUCUCACUUUGGUUACAAUGAGUAAGAAGGGAGUAAAGUCAAGAUGGCCACAUCGUGAUAAAGAUCUAUUGGUUCCUGAUCUGUGUAUGUGGUUUACAAGACAAAAUAUAUUAUAUAAAUACUCAGGCAGUUUUGUAAACUUGGGUGUGGUCCAUUGGUCUUACCCAUCAGGCUACACAUCAGUUAACCCUUUGGUGCACAAGGCGGUCGCUAGCUAGCGACCGCCGAAAA